Suillus clintonianus is the source of this 695-nucleotide messenger RNA. RefSeq names its product Mss4-like protein. The record is from RefSeq and is a predicted model, not a curated record. Bases 41 to 535 code for a protein of 164 amino acids. The transcript is spliced from 5 exons. Lineage: Eukaryota; Fungi; Basidiomycota; Agaricomycetes; Boletales; Suillaceae. Gene Ontology annotation, molecular function: carbon-sulfur lyase activity.
UCCAUUCCUUCCGCCGACAGCGCUUGAACGACCUGAAACAAUGCCUAUUACACUUGAAGGCAGCUGCCAUUGUGGUAUUGUGCGAUUUGCAGUAGAAAGCAGCACCCCUGUCCCAUAUCAACUAUGCGUAUGUUCCAUCUGCCGCAAAGUAGGUGGUGUUGGCGGCUCGAUCAAUCUCGGUGCACAUUCCAAAACCUUGAAUAUCACUGAAGGUAAAGAACAUAUUGGGGUAUACAAGGCUGUGAUGGAUAAGGAAAAUCUAGAACAACAUAUCGCCUCCUCUGAGCGCAAUUUUUGCACGAAGUGCUCUUCUAUGCUCUGGCUUUAUGACGAAACCUCGCCAGAAUUGUUGCAUCCUUUUGCAUCAGUUAUCGACUCCCCAGAGCUAGAGGCACCGGAUGAGCUUGUUGUUGUUAAAAUGAACUCAAAACCUAACUACGUGCGCCUUCCAGAGGGAGGGAAGAAGGUGUUUAAGGAUUACUCCGGUGAUUCCAUUGAGAGCUGGCAUAAGAAGCACAACAAGUACGUGGAGUGAAAUAAUUACUCGUGAAAGAGUGGAAAUCUGCUCUCAACACUGGAGAGAGAGGCAACCGACGAGUUGGCAGAACAAUCGGUAUGGCGAAGUGGUACUUUCGUUCCUUGUAUUGUGAACAUAAUCCAGUAAUGGCACAGAGGGUAGCCGAGAUGCUGUGAUG